This is a messenger RNA of Solenopsis invicta (red fire ant), 582 nucleotides long. RefSeq names its product 28S ribosomal protein S18b, mitochondrial (gene mRpS18B). The transcript has 5 exons. The coding region runs from base 1 to 582 and encodes 193 amino acids. Lineage: Eukaryota; Metazoa; Arthropoda; Insecta; Hymenoptera; Formicidae. The record is from RefSeq and is a predicted model, not a curated record. Gene Ontology annotation, biological process: mitochondrial translation. Gene Ontology annotation, molecular function: structural constituent of ribosome. Gene Ontology annotation, cellular component: mitochondrion; ribosome.
AUGUCAAUUCUGAAUACAUUAUGUCGAGCAGGAGUAUUGGCGCGAGCGAAUUUAACUCAUAAAUUUGAUCCGGUGAGAGCCAUCACAUUUUCGUUAACACGUUGUUCCGAGGAAGGAAAUGCAACUGAAGGGGACAAUGUAGCUGCAGAUACUUCCAAGGUCGAAUGUAAACCAAUUAUAACAGCAGAGACCAGCAUCAAAUACAUGAAUAGCGAUGCUUACAAGCAAACAUAUGGAAAUGAUCCAAUAUGGAAAAUGUAUAAAAGAAAUCACAAAGGAAUGUUUCCACCUAGGAAAACUCGAAAAACUUGUAUAAGAGGGGGCCAAAUCACCACUGGAAAUCCAUGUCCCAUAUGUAGGGACGAAUAUCUCGUAUUUGAUUAUAAAAACGUCAAGCUGCUUGAACAGUUUAUUGACCAACAUAACGGAGACGUCCUAAGUUAUUCCAAGACAAAUAUUUGCCAAAAGAGGCACAAAGAACUCUUAGUUGCUUUAACCAAGGCCAAGGAUUACGGGUUUAUCAAAUACGACGUUCCUAUAAGACAGUACGAUUAUUCAGAGUGGAAACCAUCAAACAAUUAA